AUGGGUCUGGAAAACCAGACCAGAAUUUGGAGCUUUAUUCUUCUGGGUUUUCCAACUGUCAAGGAACUUCAGAUCCUGCUUUUUAUGCUAUUUCUUGGUGUCUACAUCCUGACACUGCUUGAGAACAUUGCAAUCAUCAGCCUAAUCAGAACAAACAGCCAUCUCCAGAAACCCAUGUACUUUUUCCUUAGUCACCUCUCUUUCCUGGAGACCUGGUAUAUUUCUGUGACUGUUCCCAAGCUUCUGGUUAACUUCCUAGCAGAAGACAAAAGUAUUUCCUAUGAAGGCUGCAUGGCCCAGCUCUACUUCUUCAUUUCCCUGGCCUGCACAGAAUGUGUACUUUUGGCUGUCAUGGCUUAUGAUCGUUAUGCUGCCAUUUGCAACCCACUACGCUACCCAGUCAUCAUGACUUCCCAGCUCUGCUUGCAGCUAGCAGUGGGGUCUUGGUUUUGUGGUUUCCUAAUCUCAUUGCUCAAGGUCUUUUUCAUUUCUCACUUGAGUUUCUGUGGCCAGAACAUCAUCAACCAUUUCUUCUGUGACAUCUCACCUUUGCUCAACCUCUCCUGCACAGAUCGAACAGAGGCUGAGAUGGUGGACUUUGUAUUUGCCCUCAUUAUCCUUGUCAUUCCUCUAAUGGUCACUAUUGGCUCCUAUGUGUGCAUAAUAAAUACCGUCUUACAUAUCCCCACAGCCCAGGGAAAAAGGAAAGCCUUUUCCACCUGUGCUUCUCACCUCACUGUGGUUAUGAUCUUCUACUCAGCUACCCUCUUCAUGUAUGCUCGACCACAGAGAAUCCAUUCUUUUGAUCUUAAUAAGCUUGUGUCCAUUGUGUAUACUAUUAUUACCCCCAUGUUGAAUCCCUGUAUUUACUGUCUAAGGAAUCAAGAUGUCAAGGAUGCCCUGAAAAAGAUGUUUUGUAGUCGGAAUGCUGAAAACACAAUUAACUCUAGUGACCAUUAG
Messenger RNA from Varanus komodoensis (Komodo dragon), 960 nucleotides. Its product is annotated as olfactory receptor 6B1-like. The transcript has a single exon. Gene Ontology annotation, molecular function: olfactory receptor activity; G protein-coupled receptor activity. Gene Ontology annotation, cellular component: membrane. Gene Ontology annotation, biological process: G protein-coupled receptor signaling pathway. The record is from RefSeq and is a predicted model, not a curated record. Bases 1 to 960 code for a protein of 319 amino acids. NCBI's taxonomy places the organism in Eukaryota, Metazoa, Chordata, Lepidosauria, Squamata, Varanidae.